This is a messenger RNA of Acanthaster planci (crown-of-thorns starfish), 4220 nucleotides long. RefSeq names its product cilia and flagella associated protein 91 (gene cfap91). The record is from RefSeq and is a predicted model, not a curated record. NCBI's taxonomy places the organism in Eukaryota, Metazoa, Echinodermata, Asteroidea, Valvatida, Acanthasteridae.
CAUUAUUACAUGCAUAGUACACACGAUACGCGGUUUACCCGUCUGGGAAUCCAGAUGGAAGCAAUUUUGAGCUUUAAAAUUUGUUUCGAUAAGGAAAACCUGUUGUAAAAAAAUACUAGGAGAGAGAUCAACAAUUUGCCAGAAUGUCGAUGGGGCAGACGAUGCGUGCACCCAGGGUGCAGCAGACAAGGACUCACGAUUAUCUUUACGACAAUGUGCACACACUGUCGAGUGAGAGGGACCAUGCUCGGCAUAUGUUCAAGGCCCACACGAGCUUGGACAGGGUUAAAAAAGUUCCCCUGUACAAGACCAUGUUCAGUGCACUGCGCCACCACCCACGGUUCCAAAUGCGACUGGACACAACGGAUCCCGUUCCGAGGUUCAUCUCCCGUCAGUGGCGGGGCUACUCCACUCAAGCCAGAGAGGCCUUGGUUCGAUACAAGACAUUUAACUACGCACCUGAUGUCAAGCUCCCUCCCGUCCAGUUUGCCCAGCAUGAUGUCGGGGGUCAGGAUCGGUACAAGUUCUUCCGUCGUCCCAUCAUCCCUUUCUUGCAGCAGGUGCCUCCCGAGGUCGUUCUGCACACCUCAAAGCUAGAUCCAUUUGGCCAGCAGGAGCAAGUCAUGAUGGAACGGUCCCCAACACCCCUAACCAGAACGGUGGACGUGCAGACAGAUUACCGGGAGAGUGAGACACAGACGGACCCCUAUACGCCAGAGUACGUGGUGCGGCCGGGCUCCCAGCCGGAGCUGCUCACGCUGGCCACUCUGUCAUACGGUCACGGUCUGCCUGCGGGUCUGGCCGAGGUGGAGAUGAUCGAGAGAGCCCGGGCCAAGCGUGCCUGGGAGGCCACCCUGCCCUCCCUCAAUGACGUCUCACAGCUGGAGAAGAGGAAGCGGAUGAUGGACGAGAUGGAGCGGAAGGAGUGGGCUCUCAGGGAGCAGGAAAUUGAAAAGCUGCAGGAAGCGAGGUUGGAACUGCUGACCAAAAUCCUGCGGGAGAGAGAAGAGAACCACGUGGAGCUGAACAGCAAGCGGCUGGACAAACUCUGGAGCAAGAAACAGAAAGAGCGGGAGAGGAAGGUGAACUGGAUACGCAAGGAACACAUCAAGGCGAUCCGGAAGCUGACCCUGAAACGCAGCCAGGUGGAAGGGAACUUGGAGCGGCGAGACAUCACCCAGGAAUAUGCCAAGUACGAGUCGGAGGUGUAUGGUCCUCGGACGCGGCACGGCGUCUUCCUGGACAAGGGAUCGGAGCAGUACGUGGUCAAGAGCAAAUACCUGGACACUUACCAAGGGUUGUUGGAGCUGGAGCACACCUUGCCGGACUUUGUGACCCAGCCCAGGGUGGUGGCUCCCAGACCCAAGUCGCAGGGCAAGACGGGCUUCAUCAAACGAGCCCAGCGCCGACAGAAUGAGCUGGAUGAAAUCUACAAAGGAAUCAAGGACAUAAAGACCAAGGGUAAGGAGGCUCCCAAGCCUCUGCGCUUCCUGCAGAAGAUCGAGAAGCCCAUCCCCCGGCCGCCCACGCCCUCUGUCGAGGUGCCUGACCUGGUGGAAGAGGAGAGGGAACUGGCUAUCAUCUUCCUACAGCAGGUCAUCCGUGGCAGGGCCAUACAGAACAUGAUGUUUGAGGGCAAGGAGAAGCGGCAGGAGCUGAUCAACGAACUGCGCAGCACCCACGCCCUGCAGUCAGCCGAGCAGCAGAUGAAGAAACAGGAGAAACAGUCCACCCUCAACCUGCAGCGACAACGCAGGUUGCACCAGCACAAGGAAUCCUUCGUGGACGAGGCCAUGUCCCAGCUGGAAGGCGAGUCAGCCGGGGACAUGCUGGACUUCCUCAGCAAGGAGCUGAUUCGUCUGCAGGAGGAGCGGCGCAUCCACGCCUACGCCAUGCUGGCCGAGAGGCAGCGCCGCAUCCGGGAGGCCGAGGAGUCUGGGCGGAGACAGGUGGAGGAGAGACGGAGGCGGGAGGAGGACGAGAUCUUCAAACAGGUUGUCAAGGUACAUCAGAACUCAGUGGACACGUACCUGGAAGACAUCAUCCUGUUGUCCAUGGACAACACGGCAGACAAGCAGGCCAGGGAGGAAAUCCAGAUGAUGGCACAGCGCAUCAACGAAGUGGCUUACGACAUGGAAGACAGGAAAACGGAACUGGAAUCAGAGGAGAUCGUUGCUGAGCUGGUCUCCACAUUCCUGCUACCUGAAGUCCAGAAGAUCACCGUCCGAGAGAAGGUCAAACUGCAGCAGAGGAAGCACCUGCUAGCUGCUCAUAAAAUAGUCCACAAGGAGACAGAGGAGGUCAUCACCCAGCAUCCCACGCCAGCCAAAGCUCAGGGGUCACAGGGUCGAACUGUUGGGUCACCCAAGCCGGGCUCAGCCAAGGAGGGUCGGUCCACCCCCACAAAGACAUCGAGGCCGGGAUCUGCUGCCAAGUCCACCAGACGGACGCCAACUCCCACAGCCGGGGCACCUGCCACGCCCGUCACCUCCAGACCCCCUAGCGGCACGCCCCGUGGCUCCCCUGCCCCCGAAGGCACCGGCUCCCCUAAGCCCAGACCCGGCAGUGGCCGUAGGAGGUCGGACGGAUCGGCCGCAGGAUCAAGAUCAGCCUCGCCCAAGGUUUCAAAGCAAUCACCUAGAUCUUCCCCAGUCCCCCAGCAAUCUACAUCAUCACCCCAGCCGGUCACGGAAACACCGCGCUCACCCAUCCAGGAGCAACCAUCCGUCCAAACUCCACCGCCCCCUGUCGACAAAGACACAACCCAGGAUACCGUUGCAGCAGUUGAACCGUCCAGCAUCCAGGCCCCUGAUGCAGAUGACGCCCCGCCCCCUGACGCCUCACCCCCAUUAGUCCCCGGUGGGGUAGAGCAGACCGAGCCUUCGCCCGACCAAACUGAGCCAGGCCCAGAGAAGGAACAAGACCCCAUCGCCAAAGAGCCCACAGAGAAGACUGAGAUUGGUGAGACCACGCCCAAAGAGGAUGCACCCGAACAAGACACCUCUGCUGCAGAAGCCCCCGCUGACCCUACCCCUGCCCUAGCUCAGGACCUCCUACCCCCUCAGUCCAGUCAGUCCUCCCAGCUGGGGGAUCCGCAAGCCCCAACGUCUGGCCAGUCCAACAAGAGCGGCAAGCAGACGGCGGACUCGGCAACUCAGGAGGAUGCUAGCAUAACCAUAACAACGGGACAGGUCCAGGAUGAGAAAAAGCCACCAGGAGAAGACACCUCUUGAAUCAGGAGUUACCCUACACAAUCUAGAUACUACCCUCCUAAUUGUCCGAAUUUUAGACGGUCAGUCAUUUGGGUUUUGCAACUUUUGGCUUUUUGAGCAAGUACAAGAUUCAUAUAAAUGUGAUCAUAGCAACGUAUUUAACCAUCCGUCCAGAUCACUGUGUACAUGUACAUAAAGACAAUAUCUAUGGCUUAAUCUAAAGGUGUAUAUAUGUACAGUAUAACGAUUUUCAAUAUUUUGUCAAUCUAGGAUCCUACGUGUGCUUAAUAGCUUCACUGGCUGACUGCAAGAGUUCACGUAACUUUUACCAAUUCAAGGACAUUAAUAGUUGUCAAUUAUGUUAGAAGCCAUUCGCAAGUUGUCACUUUGCCAAGGGUUCAACACGCCUGCUUCCCGCUGACGCUUCAAAAGCAUUUAGAAUAGCAUUCAAGAGGCAAACCAAGGUUCAUGUCAAAUAAUUUUCAAGGUGGAUAUUUUGCGGCUGGUUUGAAGUUUGGUUCACCUUGUGGUGUAUAUAUCAAAUACGCGGUGCUUUUUGUUUAUUGAGUAAAUCUUCCAUUAUUCCAUAAGUUUUGAGUAUUUUUCUGCAUUGGAUGGUUGCGUUGAGUCUUUGACGAAGCAAUCAUUCAAGCAUGUCAUCACCUAACACCUUGAUUAAAAGAGUUUAUUCCUUGUAAAUUGGCUAACUUGUAUGAUACUUGUUGCAUGUACGUGUUGUACUAGCAUGGAAGUUUUUGGUAGUGAACACACACGUACAGUGUUCAUAUAUUUUUCAUUGGUUUUUGUUUACAAUAGCCAUGAUAGUUUGUUUGUUUGGAGGCAUUUUUGUUGAAAGAGUUAGGGUGUACAUGUACAUGUACAAAGUGAGCAAAGAUUAGUAACAGGUUCAAAAACGGACCCACGAUUUGGGGAACUGGUUUUAGCUUUGGAAAACCCCACUUGUUUCAAUGUUCUGUACAUAAUAAACUGAAUAUAUGUAGAUGCAAA